AAAAUUGUUUUGGUAGAGAGAGAAAGAGCUGGGCAAUUUCUUUCUAGGGUUUCUUGUGGCUCUCCAUCUCGCCUCUGCCGCCAAUGGCCAUUGAUCAACGCGUCUCUCCAUCUCCCCUCUUGCUCCUCCUCCUUUCCUUGCUAAUCGGCGCUGCCGCUGCUCUUGCUAGUCGCCGCCGUUGGCCUUUCCAGCGCUGCUUCUCUCUCUCUGGUUUAUGUUUUCUAAUUCACUGUGAAAAUAAUGAUUCCCUGCAUAGUUCUUGCUGGCCCUAUUGGUCUUGGUUUUGGAUAUAUGAGUGCUUUACAUAUGCUUUUGCAAGGCAAUUAAAUGCUUUCCAGACUGGUGAUAUGUUAUUUGCCAUGUGGAAUUCUUAUAUCUUGUUGAGCUUCGCUUGGUGUUUUUCUACAGUGGGUUAUCCAGGUCAUAGUGCUUUGGAGAGGAGACUAUUGUAUGAUUUCGUUAUCAUGGAUGAGCAUUUUAAAGGACAAAGAUGUGCAUGCGUUCUUCUCCCUGCUGCUACUCGCAACAAUCAAUCUGGCCUUUGUACACAUUGCCUCUUGAUCUUUGUUUUUCAUCUCUUAUUCUUGGUGCUACUGCUGGUCUCUCAUACAGGGAAUCUGCUGCGCAUUGCCAUUUUUAACAUUAGUUACAUAAGAGGCCUUUUUCUUGAGAAAUAUUUCAAUGAUAAGUCUGUUCCUGCCUUAAGAGAUGAAGAUCAAGAAGCUUACACCAAUGGAUGCAAAGCUUUGCAGACUAAUUGAUUGGAUGGAGAAAGGCAUGUAGAUUUUGCUGAUAUGAUACUUUUGUACACUCAAAUGUUCUUACACUGUUUAUGAUGCAUUACAGAAGAAAUACCUAAGGACACUGUUGUUCUGUGUUUGUAAAGGAGUGGAAGGUUCAAUGAUUGAGGAAUAUGCAUGUAAGAUUUUAAGAAUAGCCUAUCCCUUGGAACUAUCAAUGAUUGCCAAGAAAAUAUGCAGAAGUAACUGUUAAUGACUCUGCACUAUGGCAAUGCCUGAGCCAAUCUUUUAGUAUAUGUAGAUUUCUUUCGAUGCAUUAUUAGAAUUAGUAAAUAAAUUUAUAUUUCUUCUGUUGCGGUUA
Molecule: messenger RNA, 1101 nt
Organism: Camellia sinensis
Lineage: Eukaryota; Viridiplantae; Streptophyta; Magnoliopsida; Ericales; Theaceae
Source: RefSeq, a predicted model, not a curated record